UUUUUUUAUUUUUUUUUUUUUCCUUUGUAUUAUUUAUUUACACAAUUGCUGGUCAAUUGAUUUUUUUUCUCCUUUUAAAAUGAUGAUAACUACUUGUAUUUAUUUUAUUAUCUAUUUUGUCUGUUCUUUUGCAGUACAAGGAUUACCAAUUCAUUUUAGACCUAUUUUAUCAAGUUCAAAAGUCGUGAUUACUAGAGACACUGCACAAGCACACUAUGAAUCUAUUAUUGAUAACGUCCUUAGUCAACACAAUGAAGGCCUACUUACCGAAUUAUCAAUUGUGAUUAAAGAUCCUUUUGAUACUAUUCAUGCUCUAAGACCUCAAGCCGAGCACCUAAUUAGAUCACCAAUUGAAGGUAAAUUACAAUGUUGUAUUUUUUUGUGUAUGUGUAACCACUCAUUCUUUUUUUUUUUCUUUUUCUUUGUGUGUGCGUACGUGACUCUAUUAGAUACUUGUGUUGCACAAAUGCCAGGCAUGAUUGCUAAUCAAAUUCAUGAACUAAAUAAUGUAUUAUAUUCAAGUAUUGAUCAAAUUACUAAUAAGUUCUGGACAAAGACUGAUUUGGAAUAUCGACAAUUUAUUAUUAAUUCAAUCCACAAGAGUAAUGGAGAAGAAACUCAAGUCAUUGAUGAACUUAUUGAUUCUUUAGAAAUGGCCAAUACGGAUAUUGCUGAUGGUUUAAUAGCCAUUGUAGAUAGGUUUGAUCUACUCUCUAGAAUCAAGAAGUCACUUCAACAAUGUCAAUCUGUAUUCAAUUUAGAACAAGAUGGUCAACAAAUCAAGUCUUCUUUCACAGAUAAAGUCUUAUUGGUUCUUCUUGAAGCUUAUAAACAAACCCUGACUGAUGAUAUGAAUUCAAAUAGUGAAGAGGUUCAAGAAGAAGGAUUUUUAAACAUAUACCUCGAUGAAUUAAUCUCAAGUCUUCAAUCAGAAUUAUACAAUCGUGUAUAUGAAUUGGCAAGAGGAAUUUAUGAAGAUCUUGCUUUUAAUAAUUGAGCCCAUAUACAUACGUACAUACAUACAUACAUACACACCACCUCUAUCUUAAACAUGAUCUCUGUACAUAGUAUUUAUAUUCAUUCCUUUUUUUUGUAAAUUAUAUCUCUCCAUUCCUUUUAUACAUAAUUCGUAUCUCUUAAAAAAUAAAUCAUUUGUUACUUUUCUACUAUAUUUAAAAUUAAAUAGAGUUAUUUAAAGUACAUUGCCG
Messenger RNA from Cokeromyces recurvatus, 1208 nucleotides. RefSeq lists its product as uncharacterized. NCBI's taxonomy places the organism in Eukaryota, Fungi, Mucoromycota, Mucoromycetes, Mucorales, Mucoraceae. The transcript has a single exon. The coding region runs from base 80 to 997 and encodes 305 amino acids. The record is from RefSeq and is a predicted model, not a curated record.